AAUUUUCUUUAUCGUAGAAAUCCCAUCUUCUCGACUCCGCCCCGGGCGCCGCCCUUCCCGAUCUCUUGUUAGUCUAUCAGUGGCUCCAUUAUCAUACAGAGUUUAAGUUUUAGGGUUAAGUAGGCCGCCCAUUCCUAAAUCAUUCAGGGUUCCUCAACUUCGUCGAGACCGAGGCAAGGUCGGUCAGAGGGGUUUUAUUUCGAUCUGGAGUGGAUGAUGCAAUCUGCUAAAACCCUAUCGCAAGCGCUGAUCACAAGGUUUUUGGAAUUUCCUAGCAUUUUUCUUGUGAGAAGUAGCCUGGUAGUUAUUUGUCUCGAGGGAAGGAAAUGCACUAGCUUGUUCAAUUCCUUGUCAUUGCUAACGUAGAACCAAAGUUUUAGUAGUUCUGAUUUGGGUUUUGUGACUGUAAGAGGAACAAGUUCAAGAAGGGAACGUGUGAGGAUUCUUGAGAGUCAGAUUACUACCAAAUUCGUCAGCUUGCCAAGAACUAUGUCGAAAAGCUGUGCCCUCUCCACAAAAUCCGAUUUGAAUCACAGGAAUAAGGUAGCAGGAAGAGUGGAAUAUAUGCUUAGCGAAAAUGAUGCGGUAAUCAUUGUUGACCAUGGAUCCCGACGGCAAGAAUCUAAUGAUAUGCUAAAUGAGUUUGUUGCGAUGUUCAAAGCUAGAACAGGCUAUCAGAUAGUAGAGCCUGCUCAUAUGAAAAGAUUCAUUGAUGUCAAACUUUCUUCACUCUUGAUGCAAGAAAAGCAGGAAAUUGUUGACUCAUGUUGUUUCCACUUUACCAAACCAACUCACUAUCUCUAUUUGCUCUCUGAAUUAGCUGAACCAUCAAUCAGUGAUGCAUUCAAAUUAUGUGUGCAAAAAGGAGCAACACGAGUUAUUGUUAGUCCUUUUUUCCUUUUCCCAGGACGGCACUGGCUUCAGGAUAUCCCAGCUUUAGUCACUGAUGCAUCCAAGUAUCAUUCUGGCAUAUCAUUUGUCAUAACUGCACCUCUUGGUCUACAUGAACUUAUGGUGGAUGUCAUGAACGAUCGGAUAAAAUACUGUCUGAGCCAUGUAGCCGGCGAUGCUGAUGAGUGCAGUGUGUGUGCUGGAACAGGAAAAUGCCGCUUGUACCAAACUUAACAUACACUUCACAUCUGAAAACUAGAAAGAAGAUUUUUUUUUUUUAAGAGAAAGUUGUAUUUGUCAUCGAUACCAUCAUAUUACUGUCAAACUAGAUGAUUGUUCACAUUUAGAAUG
This is a messenger RNA of Zingiber officinale, 1242 nucleotides long. RefSeq names its product sirohydrochlorin ferrochelatase, chloroplastic-like. The transcript has 8 exons. The record is from RefSeq and is a predicted model, not a curated record. Gene Ontology annotation, molecular function: lyase activity. The coding region runs from base 490 to 1125 and encodes 211 amino acids. Lineage: Eukaryota; Viridiplantae; Streptophyta; Magnoliopsida; Zingiberales; Zingiberaceae.